UGAUUUUAGUGAUUUUUAUUUGUUAUUUUCUUGUGCUAUCGUGAGCUUUCUCCUUUAAAAAUUAAAAAGCAGAAGUUUUUCUUACCUAUGUUGCGCGUAAAACAACUGGAAUGCGUCAAGCACUAGGCCUAACCAAGGCUAUAAAUACGAGGGCCUAACAUCAUGACAUGGUCAUGACAUGGUCUGUUCAUGACAUGUCAUGAACAGUUGCGAUAAACACUUUGACUUUGACUUGCGCUGGUGUCUGGUGAUGGUGUUUCGCACGAUUCCGUUUACUAUAAGGGUCCAACAUGUUUAAAAAGUUUGAUGAAAAGGAGAGUGUGUCCAAUGUGCAGCAGCUGAAGUCGUCCGUGCAAAAGGGAAUACGAAACAAGAUAGUUGAGCUGCACCCACAUAUUGAGAAUUAUAUUGAUGGAAUCCUGCCAAAGAAAGAACCCCUAAGAAUUUUAAAAUGCCACGAUCAUAUCGAGAUCCUGAUCAAUAGCGGUGGAGAGCUGCUCUUCUUCCGGCAGCGGGACGGUCCCUGGAUGCCGACACUCCGCCUCCUCCACCAGUACCCGUUCCUGCUGCCGAUGCUGCAGGUGGACAAGGGCGCCAUCCGCUUCGUCCUGUCGGGCGCCAACAUCAUGUGCCCCGGACUGACGUCUCCCGGCGCCAGGAUGACGACCGUCCCCGAGAAGACGCCCGUGGCCAUCAUGGCAGAGGGCAAGCAGCACGCGCUCGCCGUCGGACUCACAAAAAUGUCCACCGACGACAUCUCGAGGAUCAACAAAGGUAUCGGCGUGGAGAACUGCCAUUACCUUAUAGACGGCCUCUGGAACAUGAAGCCGGUCAAGUGACACUGAGGGGAGUGGUCGGACCGCCCGACCGGCCCUGCCGCCAGGACCGCCGCCGCGCCGUGAGAUUCGCCGCGGCAUCCGCCAUUGCUGUGAUUGAAAUGAAUAAAUUUUGUUUCGUGCA
Messenger RNA from Amphibalanus amphitrite, 960 nucleotides. Its product is annotated as malignant T-cell-amplified sequence 1 homolog. The transcript has 6 exons. Lineage: Eukaryota; Metazoa; Arthropoda; Thecostraca; Balanomorpha; Balanidae. The record is from RefSeq and is a predicted model, not a curated record. Bases 291 to 839 code for a protein of 182 amino acids. Gene Ontology annotation, biological process: formation of translation preinitiation complex. Gene Ontology annotation, molecular function: RNA binding.